AUGCACUCCUCGCUUCCUCUGCGAGCCGGCAUCCUCAAGCGCUCCUCCUACUACAACUCUGACUACCGCAGCGGGGCUGCCUUGAUACGAGCCCGCCGGCCGUACCUAGUCAAGAACACUAUCACAGGCAUAGCGAUCUUCGGCUUUGCCAUUGGAGUUUUUGCAUUCACUCUCAAAGCUGUGGGCCAAGAGACCUUUGACGACGUCAUCGUCCCGUCAGACACGCAAGUCGUUGCGCCGAACUCGUCCACAGAAGCCGCAAAAUCACCGCAAAAUCAGAAUCAGUCGCCGAAGACCCCUACCGCACAGGCAAACGGGAUGCGCUCAUAG
Messenger RNA from Fonsecaea pedrosoi CBS 271.37, 330 nucleotides. RefSeq lists its product as uncharacterized. The transcript is spliced from 3 exons. NCBI's taxonomy places the organism in Eukaryota, Fungi, Ascomycota, Eurotiomycetes, Chaetothyriales, Herpotrichiellaceae. Gene Ontology annotation, biological process: mitochondrial respiratory chain complex IV assembly. The coding region runs from base 1 to 330 and encodes 109 amino acids. The record is from RefSeq and is a predicted model, not a curated record. Gene Ontology annotation, cellular component: mitochondrial inner membrane.